AUGCCUGAUCCCCAAUUCUACUUGACUAUAGCGACCCUAGAUAACAGAGACGAGUUUAAGAUGGAUGAGGCCAGUCCCCAGGUAAAGAGCAAGAUAACUCUUGCGAUACUCAAAUUUUUAUGUGCGGAUAUGGGCCUAAGUUUUCAAGGCAUGACAAAUGUCGUUGGCACCAUAUGUAUCCGAUCCCAACGUGGAAAUGUCUUUGUUGUGCAACUCCAGGAGGUAGUACCCUAUGACGCGGUAAUUUCCAAUAAUCUAGUUCUUCCUACCCCACACGCUAAUACUGGACCGGAUAAAAAUGUCACAAGUUAUGCUGGAAAAAGAGACACUGUUGUUCUGCCAUCUCCUGGUGGGCAGAAAGAUCAGUUUAUUAGUAUUGAUCGAUCUGGGAAGUCUGUUGAACAAGCAGGACGGAGGCAGAUAGAUGUUAUGGGUCCACACGGCCUCGAACCAGCAAGACAGGUUGACGUUUUAGGCCCUAGAGGGCUGGAGCCUGCAAGGCAAGUAGAUAUUAUGGGCCCAAGGGGGUUAGAGCCUGCUAGGACAGUGGAUAUAAUGGGUCCAAGGGGGUUAGAGCCUGCUAGGACAGUGGAUAUAAUGGGCCCAAGGGGGUUAGAACCUGCAAGGCAAAUUGACAUGAUGGGCCCAAGAGGUAUUGAACAGGGGAGACCUAUGGAUAUUAUGGGACCACGGAAUAUGGGACCCAGGGGGAUGCCUCCACAAAUGAGACCAAGAAUGCCGGAUCAGAUGAACAUGCGAGGCCCACCUCCCUUGAACCAUAAAGGACAACAACAAGGUCCAAUGAGACAGUCCAGUCAUAACCAGGGACCAGGUAUGAUGCAGAAUCGGGGACCUGGGCCAAGAGGACCUCCGCUUCAACAACAGAGACCCCAGGGAGGAGCGAGACCACCCCCACCGCAGCAGCAGUCUAUGACUCUGCCUGUGAGGCCACCUGUACCUGUGCCACAAAGAAGACCUUCGCAAGAGAGGAGACCUCAACCAUGUCCACCAUUACAGAGAACUCCUUCAAAUUCUUCCUUGACCAGCAAUACUAGUUCUGCUUCAGGUGCUGUUAAAAGAAAAGCAGAGGAGUCCAUUGUGCCAGACCUUGCAAGAGUGAAGAAAGAGAGAAUCGAAACAAGUGACAGAAACUCAUGUAUGAGUGCUACCCCACCAGUACAAACCCCACCAACUCCACAAACCCCCACAGCAACAUCUACCCCGAUUUCUAUCAACCCAAAACUAGAAAAGCAGGAUGCACAGAGCUCUUGUAUGCUAAGCUCAAUGAAGAUCCCGCUUCAAAUGCCACCUUUGUCGCAAUCACCAGAGCCACCAACAUCUGGUCCUUUAGUUAAUCCAAAACUUGAAAAAGGUGAAUUUUCUUCUUGUUCUCAAGCCUCUUCAUCGCAGAUAGAUGGUGCUGUUUCCAACCUCCAGGCUAUAGGUAACGUCAGUCGACCACCUGGCCCCCCGCAACCUCCAGACCACAGAGGACCUCACAUUGGGACCCUCUCAGGUCAGAUGCCUCCAGGGUUACCCCCAGGCAUGAUGCAGUGCCCUGGUGCCCCAAUGAUGCCUAUGGAUCACCCUGGCAAUGUUCAAAUCCCAAACUCAGGAGGUAAUAUGCGACCACCACAGAUGUCUCCUCAUGGUUCAAUGGCAUCUAUGUCACCCAUUGGACUACCCCCUCAGUUUAGCCCCCGACAGCACCCUGGUAUGAUGCCCCAGUUCAUGCCUAUGAUGGGACCUAUGCCCCCUGAGGGUUUGUCCCCUCGUGGACCUCGUGAUCCAAUGGGGAGAAUGAUGAUGGCAUUUGGGCCACCACAGGGACAUCCAAUGAUGAUGAAUGCUGACUCCCUACCUAGAUUGAUGAGCCAGGCUCCCCCAGGAAUGCCUCCUAGGUUGACGCAGGCACCCUCAGGAAUGUCCCAGAGAAACAUGAUAACAUCUCAAGGAAUGACACCUCAACGAAUGCCCCAGAAAUCUCAAGAAAUGGCCCAAAGAAUGCCCCUACGACCCCCUGGAAUGUCACAGCCAUCCCAAAGUAUGCAUCCAGCACCUCCGUCAAUGAAUCAGGCACCCCAUCAAAUGCAUCAAAUGUCGCUUGCACCCAGAACUAGCAGCCCUGCUAUGGUAAUACCCACAGCAAACCAAUUAGCAGACACCCUGUCCAAAGUCUCAAAAGGACAGACAGAUGAUGAUAUCCUGAAGGCAGCCAUGGAACUGACAGGAGUUAAACCUCACUCUCCUGCUCCCAGUGUAAACCAGAAUAAUAAUGUUCAAUCUCGGACUGUCAAGGAACUCCUUAUUGCAAGAAGCAAUGCUAAUACACAACAGAAUGGACCUCAACUAGAUGAGAAUUCAAGGCCAGAUACAAGGGCAGAAAAAGAAUUUAGGCCACAACAUGAGUUGAAGCUUAACAUGAGCCCGGAAGAAGAAUUAGGACCAAAUAUGAGACACCAACAAGAACUAGGGCCAGACUUGAGACAACAACAAGAAUUAGGGCCAGAUUUGAGACAACAGGAAAAAUUAGGGCCAAAUAUGAGACCAGAGGAAUUAAGGCCAAAUAUGCGACCAGAAGAAGAAUUAGGACAAUAUAUAAGGCGUGAGGAGGCUUUAAGGUCACAUCCUAUUAAUGAAAAUGUGAGUGUACCCAAUUCUUUAGUCUCAGCAAUUGAUGAGUUGAAUAAUGAAAAGCCUAUAGGUACACACGGCAAGAUUAAAACUACCCCCAUAAUAUCUGGGGACAAUCAACUUCAAUCUGAGAUCUCAGAGAAUCACCAAAGAAGAAAGUCCACUGAGGGAUGUACUAAUUCUGAGUUGCCAGGGGGAGCCACUAAUUCAUCCACUAUAGAUGUCAGCACAUUACAGCAGAUUCAACAGGGAACUUUUGGUAACCAGAGAACCAAAGAAAGAACUCUCAGUAAGGACUCAAAUAAUAGCCAAAAACAAAUAAUCGAUUGCCCGAAAUGUAACAAGAAAUGCUCCAGUCAGAGCGGUUUGAAACGUCACAUGAAUACACAUAUCGAGAAUGUUCAAUGCGUCUUCUGUCAACUGGUCUAUCCUAAUCUCUCCACACUACAUGUCCAUAUAAGGAAAAUGCAUCCCGAGAACCAACCAAAGACCCCUUCUAAACUGACAAGUAAAAUGGGAAUUGGGCCAGUGUCUAAAUAUUGGAUGAAACUCCCCGAUGGAACUAAACGCUGUAAGCUAUGUUCUAGAGUGUUCGCUCCGGGAAGUCGUGGAGGUGUGACUAAACAUAUUAUUGCCUGCAGGAAUCGUAACCAAUCACAAGUCAACUAUGAAGUCCAGCAUUCUGGACUAGUCAUGAAAUUUCAUAAAAUCAACCAGUAUAAGAAACUGUAUAAUCUUAGAGAGUUAGACAUUAAAGUGUUGCGAUUAAAUCUUAAACCAAAUAUGAUGCCAAUAAGCACAAUUGACUUUGACGAGAAAAACUACAGCAAGUUUGAACCUACAUACUAUAACUCUGAUUCCGAUACAGAGAGUUACCAUAGUCACCAGGAAGUGGGCGGAGCAUCCAGGCCAAAAUUAACGUCACCAAUGUGGGGUGCAGAAUCAGAGACCUUUAAGGGACUUCCAAAUGUAGCUAAUCAGAUGGAUGGUGACAUGGCACCCACAAUUGAUACAAGCCACCACCAUGACAUGCCACCCUUAGGCAUGAAUAACCCAUUAACACCAAUUCUCGGGAUGGAUGAUCCCCCUGGUCUUGAUUUGGACACCACUGUCAAGGCACAGCAUACUGAAGAUUGGGUGCUACAGUCUCUCAACUUUGACUCUGUGAAAGCCAAUGAGGUUCCCAUACAUGAUGGCCCUGAUAAUGCCAUUUUAGACAAUACCUCUGGUAACAUAGAUGCAACAGCAUGUGAUGACGUAACAAAACCUAGCAAGAGCCCACAUGUGGAUGGUGCUGAUGAGGAUAAUGACAAUCCUGGUAAUGAUGAAAACGAUGACUCUGAUAAUCAAAAUAAAGCUCAUAACAAUGAGAGGAUAACUAACUCAAAGCCAGAUGACAUGGAUACAAGCAAUAUGAAACGAGAUUUUGACGAUGCUACGGCAUCUUUGGAUAACGCCAACACUACCAGACCAUCUAUGGACGAUCAAUCACAUGGUGCAAUAGCAAAAGAUGAGGCCCCAGCACUGGAACUACAGGUGCCAGAUGGCCAGUUAAACUUUGCACAUAAUCAAGAAAUUAUGAAUAACUUUGUUGUGAUGGACAAUACACCCGCUGUGACUACUCUACAGGAGCAUAAUGAUAUUAGUAGACCCUGGGAAACAGGAAAGUUGAAAACACUGAAAUCAAAUCAGAAUCAGCCCAUAGUAACUCACAAUGGACCCACCCAGCAAGACACAUUGGAAACAAAACAAGUGAAACUUCAAAAUCUUAGAAAUGCUGUCAACAUAGAGAUGAAUAAAAAUGCUAAGAUUCCUGAAACAGGAAAAGACAACACUGAAGAUAACAUCAUAACAAUUGAGGAUGACACAAAGAGAGAUAUCGAUAAAGAUGUUAUCGUCUUGGAUGUUGAUGAAAACGUUCACAAUGAUGAUCAACCAAUCAAUGCUGAUGAUGAUAAUGACAGUGUGUCGACUCUUAGCUAUCCCACAGAUGCCGCAGUUGAGCAUUACUACGCAGUAACAAGCAAACCAUGUAAACCGAAACAACCUCAUGGUAUCCCAUUCAACCCAACAGCAGGUAGGGCACGCACAAUAAUCAGAUGUGCCAAUUGUCGCAAACCACGUUUAAUCUACACGCAACGCCAACUCUCAAGUCACGAAAACACAAUCCUCAUAAAGGUUCUUAAUAAUUACCAAUAUAUUUGUGGAGACGAUAUCCAUGAAUUAAAAACACCUGAAAACAAAACCCCUCAGAUAAACAAUCUGUUAGAUAAAGUGCAUAUGCGGCUAAAUCUGACGUGUAAAUCGGUGGUAGAAAGUAUAUAUUACCAGAGAGGUUCACCCGGAGAGUUCAGCAAAGUCUGUGUUAGAUGCGGCUCUAGUGAGGACGUUGAUGCUACAGACUUGAUAUAUGGAGUACAGUACCCUCUGUGCAAUAUAUGCCACUUUAAAAUCGUUGCCAAAAUAACAAAAUAGGGCUCUCAUUUUGUAAAUGGAUAUUUUAAGUGAUUUUAUAUUAUAUGUUUUAUUUUAUAUCUUUAAAGUCAUAAAAAUGUACCAAAGGAUGUAUAACUUACAUAUUUAACUGAGGUGAAGUGAUCUGAUAUUUUUUGAAUAUAUAGCCCUGCCUUUCCUUAAAACGCAAUAUUUGGACAUAUUUUUCUCACAUUUUCGUACAACUGACAAAAUCCAUGCUUUAAAUAUUUAGUUGAUGUGGUUAUAAAUUGUUUUGUCAGCUUAAUAUCAAGCGUUCCAAUAAAAAUAAAUCCUCGUAAUGGCACCUUUAUCGUGAGUAUUUCUACACAAUAUUUGUCCUGUUUGUCCCACAUAGUAUACUCAUUAUCGUUCAAAAUAUUAUUUGAUACCUUGGGAUAACCUGAAAGGUGCAGGUUUAAUUUAGAAAAGAGAACAUUCUACUUAAUUUCAUGAAUAGUGUAAUAAAACUAUGUUAUCAUUCAUGUUUGCGUUAUC
This is a messenger RNA of Owenia fusiformis, 5604 nucleotides long. The record is from the annotation of a GenBank genome assembly. NCBI's taxonomy places the organism in Eukaryota, Metazoa, Annelida, Polychaeta, Sabellida, Oweniidae.